Messenger RNA from Anguilla anguilla (European eel), 6257 nucleotides. RefSeq names its product mitogen-activated protein kinase kinase kinase 22 (gene map3k22). NCBI's taxonomy places the organism in Eukaryota, Metazoa, Chordata, Actinopteri, Anguilliformes, Anguillidae. The coding region runs from base 1669 to 3279 and encodes 536 amino acids. Gene Ontology annotation, molecular function: ATP binding; protein kinase activity; protein binding. The transcript is spliced from 19 exons. Gene Ontology annotation, biological process: protein phosphorylation. The record is from RefSeq and is a predicted model, not a curated record.
CAGAGCCAGUGUUCAGUGGAAACACUCGCAGUUCACGAGUGUUUAACGAAGCGAAGCAACAGAAAAGAGAAGAAACUUUACUCGAAGUGAGACUUAGUAGCACUCACUUUGCAGGGUCCACAGGCCAUUUAUUGGUCAAUUUGGAUUACAAAUAUUCUCUGGAGAAGACAUUGUAUGCAGAAUGUUUUUGCAUGAAUGGAUAUAAUCGACUGUUACUGUUAAUUUUACGCCUGCCAGUAGUUCAUUCGUGAGCUCUUACAGUAUAUCAGUUUCCGGAUACCAGUGUCAGAAAAGACUCGCUGGAGAAACAAUCGUGGGAUUUUCCAUAAUUCCCUCAUUCACAUUUAUUUGCUGUUUUUGAAUAGAUUUGUCUAACAUUUCAGUAAUUUAUCAAGAAAGCGGUUGACAGACGAUGAAGUUAUGCAGGUAACCAGGGUGAGCUGCCUGCCGAGCGAGUGAAGUCGAACGCUGCGCUCGGGUUCAUCACGGUCACUUCCUGAUGAUGACAGUAAACAUGGAAGAGGGUUUUCCCACUGGUCCAGGACAACACCGAAACUCACAAGAUGAGGUCGAGGCACUCAACUCCAUCAUGAUGGACCUGGCUGCCCUGGGUCGUCGCUGUGUUCAGCUCAACAACAGCAAGCCCAAGAAUAAGUCUCUGCUCUUUAAACAGACUGCAGCCAUUCAGUGCACUACAUAGAAACCACAAGACAAAUAACUCCUCACCCAGAGAGAGAUAAAACAGCCAAGCCCCUCUAUUCCUCUCAGCACUGACCCACAAAAGCCAAGAAAGAAAUGUGUCAACCCAGCCUAGCAAGUAAGCAAUAGGGAAUUGUGAUCGCCUUGCAUUUCAUGUCUAUAAGCAUGCUAUAAAGUUGCUUGAUUUUUUUCAGCGGUGUCCUUAAGCUAGUAGCAUAAAGCGUAGCCUCGCACAUCCUGUCUGGACUGGCUCUCCAAUCCAGUGACCGAGUGGUUUCUUUCGCUCUGUAUCCCUGGGUUUCGCUGCUUUCUUGUUCUGUGCUGGCUGUGGAAUGAUGAUUGGGCUGCGCUUGACUAAAAAAGGACAAGCUGCGCUUACUGUGUUACGUAAACCUACGGAGGUGACAUGGGCGGUCCUGGUGUGAGUCCGCUUCCCUUAUUGCUGGGACACAGCCUUCGGUAAACCAACAAAACCUGAGCGCCCAGCCUCAGACAUGAUAUCAGUCUGCAUUACUUCCUGUCAUAAUGACCACAUGGAAUUUAUGUUUUUUUCACCGAUUGCCGUCAUAAAAAGCACUUCGGUAUUUUCAGCCCACAGAAAUCAGUAAUGUCCUUUUUUUUGGUCGCUACAUGACUAAUGAAGCCCAUGUUUUGAGUUGUCCUUACAGUAUAUGCAUUGUUUUGGUGUUACUGGUUUUAUGUGUAAUUUUUGAGCAUGAGUAUUGUAUUAAAUCCAUGUAAAUAAAAACAGUUCAUAUUUCACAGUUUUAUAUAGUACAGAUCACAUUGACAGUUCCCACUUUGCUCUAUUCAUUUUCUGAGAAUGUGUUUAUUCUUAUUUGAGAGAAACAGAAAGUCAACACUCCCCAGCUUUGAAAGGACUUGCGGGUGAAGCUGGAGCAUGAGAGGGAGAAACGAAUUCUGCCCUUCCAGAGGCCACUGAAGUUCAAAGAGCUCUUGCAGAAGGUGAUGGAUGCUUUCGGUCAACAAAUGGACUUGUUCUAUGUCGACAAAGAGCACCUUCUUCCGCUGAAGUGCCAGGAGGACCUGGAUAAGGCAGUCCAGAUCCUUGACUGCAGUCCUGCAGUCAACAGCCUGCUGAGAAUACUCCUCAAGAACCCCAAGAGCAGCCAGCAGUAUCUACAGGUCAAUGGCAGAGUUGAUAAACACAGUGAGAUGAGAUCAUCCAAGUCCUUGGGAGACCUGAAGGGCUCCCUGUUCAAAGGCUCAGAGAGGGUGCGCAAACACUCUACAGGCUCCCUGCACACUGGCCGUACCUCACCUCCUCCGGGCAGCGUCCCCGAGGAGCAGCAGCAGAUCGCACGGCAGGGCUCCUACACCAGCAUCCACAGCGAGGGGGAGUUCAUCCCUGAGACCCUGGAUCACACCAUGCUGGAACCCUUUGGAAGUGCGGAGGACUCUCUGUCCAGCAGCUGUCAAUCACUGAACCAGUCAUUGGACAGCCCUCCAUUCUCCCAGGCCAACAGGGACAACAAUUAUCUGAACCUCAACUAUGAAUACAACGGUCGACACAGUAAAGGCGGCACCUUCCCCAGACAGUUUCACUUGUCCAGCCGCAGCAAGGACUACAAUGAUGGUCGCAGGACGUUCCCUCGUAGCUUCAUGCCGCAGGAGAACCUGUUCCAGCUGGUGCCCUCCAGCCGUACGCGCAGCUACAAUGGGGACAGCACCCUACAGUACGGCGAGCUGUGUACCCUGGGCUGGACGCCUAACAAGAGCGCCAAACUCAACUCCCCUAAGUCCCCUCAGGCACCAGUGAACUGGAGGCUGGGAAAACUCUUAGGCCGGGGUGCAUUCGGGGAGGUCUACCUCUGCUAUGACGCUGACACUGGCCGGGAAUUGGCCGCCAAACAGGUGCCUUUUGACCCGGAAUGUAAGGAUACCAGCAAGGAAGUGAACGCUCUGGAGUGUGAGAUUCAGCUGCUGAAGAACUUGCGGCACGAGCGCAUCGUGCAGUACUACGGCUGCCUGCGGGACCCCGAGCUCAAGAAGCUCUCCAUCUUCGUGGAGUUCAUGGCAGGGGGCUCUAUAAAAGACCAGCUGAAGGCCUACGGAGCUCUUACAGAGAAGGUGACCCGGAGAUACACCCGACAGAUUUUACAGGGCGUGUUCUAUCUCCACAGCAACAUGAUCGUGCACAGAGACAUCAAAGGUGCUAAUAUCCUAAGAGAUUCCUCUGGGAAUGUCAAGCUGGGAGAUUUUGGUGCCAGCAAGCGCAUCCAGACCAUCUGCAUGUCUGGAACUGGGAUCAAGUCGGUCACUGGCACCCCCUACUGGAUGAGCCCAGAAGUGAUCAGUGGCGAGGGAUACGGACGGAAAGCUGAUGUCUGGAGCGUGGCCUGCACGGUAGUGGAGAUGCUGACGCAGAAGCCUCCGUGGGCGGAGUUCGAGGCCAUGGCUGCCAUCUUCAAGAUCGCCACGCAGCCCACCAAGCCGGCGCUGCCGGAGGGCGUGUCUGACUCGUGCCGGGACUUCCUGCGGCAGGUGUUCGUGGAGGAGAAACGGCGGCCCACCGCCGAGGGGCUGCUCAGCCACCCCUUUGUCCAGGGGGGCUUCUAGUCUCCCCUUCCCCCACCGUCGUGUUACCCCUCCCCUCAGCACCGCUCACCUCCCAAAUGACAGUCACCACUCUGCCUUCCAGAGUCACCUGACCCCGCCACCUUCGACAACGGUUCUCAACGGUACUCACCGACGAGAGCCCCGCCCUAAACCGCAACGCGGUCACACACGGGGCAGUGCUUCGGUGGUGCAACUGUCAGCAGUCCUACCUGGCUGAAACAGUGAACCCUGACUGGGACAUUUGUGUUUCCACUCAAAAAAAACAAACAAACAAAAAAAAAAUGACUGCCAACUGUUAUUCUGUGAAAAAAAACAGGAGGGCCAGGACUCCAGCCCUGCGUUGUUCUAGGAGCCAUCCGGAGAAGUGGGUCUCGUCUCACAUGAAUUAGAAAUGCUGUUCUCAAAUGAUCUGUAAAAUUCACCUAGUAUGAAUAGACAUUAAACACAGAUUCAGCAUUUUUUACAGCGCUUGUUAGAUCUGUAAACACCUACCCAAAAACACUUUUUUAUUCUCAGUCACCGCCACCUUGACUCACAAAAUAAAUGCCAUAUUAGGCUGAAUUAAUAGAUUGUUUGCUUCAGAGAAAUGCCAUUGAUUAUUAAUUAUUAAUGAUGGAGCAUUUUUGAAAUCCAGAGUCCAACUUUGCUUGGCCUGUCUUCAGGGAACGAGUCUGUGUAUUCUUCCUGUGACUGCAUUAUUCAGAACACUCCCCCCAAGUUGGAAAGGCUUAUAUAAACAUAUGCUUAUCGUAUAAACAUUUAAUUAUCCCACCCCUAACAUGCAGACAAUUAUCUUGCACUUUUUUGUCAUGAUCAUGGAAAGUAAAUAGCUUGGAUUAAAAAUGUAAAAAUUAGAGUAUUAUUUUUUGAUAAUUAAAAAAACAUUUUUAUAAUUUUAUAAUGUAAAAUUCCAAAUUGGUUUGUUGUGUUUACAGAAAGAAAAGGCAAACCUCUUUCAUUGUUUUAAUAGGUUGGAUGGUGUAUACAUUUAAAGAAGCAAUACUCCACUGAGAAUCAGUAGAUGUAUGUGAAUUAGGUUUAAGUCUUGUUCAGUCAGAUCAAAGUGUGUACUCUCCAGUUUCAUAGAUAUGAAUAGACCAAAGAUUGUAAAUAAAUCCUAUUUUAAGGGUAUGGAAGUCAGUAGGUUUUACCUUGUGAGUGAUGAUGCUCAUUACAGUACACGGCAAUGCUGUUCUUUGGUUUCUCCUAAAUUAUAAAAGAAACAUGGAAGGAUAGCUGGACAGAACCACCUUUCUGUGCUUAAUGUGCUUAACAAGUAUGUUGUCUAGUUGUACAAAGCUAUCCUGAUCUGCCAAACUGUUUUAGCCCAAAGCUGUGUUUCUACAGAUACACCUUAGCUGUUUGUACCAGUCUAAUACAACUGAAUAUGGUACUGCAGUGCUACUGACCUCGGAAAAUCUUUAAAACAUAUUUUUUCAUACUGCAUAGAUCCACAUAAUAUCAUAUUUAUUUGUGAAUACAAGAGUGAUGUUUGCUCAUUAUCUUAUAAUGGAGGAUGGUAUCGUGAUGGUUAUGCUUUUUGCUACUACUCUUUGGUGAGAUCCCGUAAAAUAGCAUGGCAAAUGAUGCAGUUAUGUUCAAAUUCUACAUGCAGCUUGUGAGGGAAAAUAUGGACUGUCCCUUGGCAACUAUAGAAAGCAGAUCAUAACAAAGACUGCCAUCUUGCUACAAGUACUUAUGUAGAUAAUGUCUGGCUGUGGUGUGUUAUAUAGAAUAAACAUUUGUGCUUUUCCUUGACUACCUUGACGCCAACUCACUGUAAUAUCUGGAGUUGGCCAACACUCUCAUCACCCUGGGUCAGUUUGCUGUGGAAUGCCUCCAGCUUGAAUCUGGUACAGCAGAAUUACAAGUGAGGUGGAUCAGUGGGAAAUGCAGCUAUGGGCUUCUGAUGCAGCUAAUACAGCCAAUGCUCCACUUGGAUAGUCAAAAUAAUCAGAAAUUUAAAGCGAAUGUAUUCGUCCUUUUCCAUCAACACUGAAGGUACGCUAAUGAGCGCAUUCACACAUUAAGAGGGAGUCAAGUAGUUAGGAAACACAGUGUUUCAGAGAUGCUGAUGGGAUGCACAAAGCUAGUGCUCGAAUGUAAUUGUGUCCCAAUACCCUCUAACUGCAGUCUUCACCGUCCAUCAGCAUAUUUGUAAAAUGUGUCUGUUUUCCUGUGCUGAUCUCAUCCCUGAGGUGUUACCGAGGUUUCAGAAUUGAGCCUCUAAGAUGUCCACUGUGCCAUGCUGUGUUUUAAGACUCUGACAUUGUGGUCUCAUAAGUAAAUCUUUCAUAUGCACUUGACUUCUUGUAGUGGAUAAUGCUAUUAAUGGCAUUGCGGGCAAGUGCCAUUUUGCAACCAAACACUGUUCAACAGUUACUUUUCAAGAGUUUGAUGAACAAAUAUGUGACACCAUCAGGGCUUUUAAAGCAUUGAAGCUGAAUAAAUCAGUGUUGUUUUUGAGCUGUUAAGAGGAGCCACUACGUUCUAUGUAGACUUUCCACAAAAUGUUUUGAAUGAUGAAAAAGUCUGUGUUGUAAUACGCAAUCAGUGCCUUCUCCAAUUACGCUUUUCAGGGAAGAAUCGGUUCGCUGAAUUAGUUCAUAAGAAUUAGUUCACUGUUGAAAAGCAUUUAUUGUUGGAGCCUCCAUUCCGUUCUGUAAAUACGGAGCUUGGAUCUGUACAGUGUAGUGGUUAGGUUUGCUUAGCCAAAGUACUUUUCAUGAAAACGAUUGUAUAAAAAAUACAUAUUAUACUGCACUUUUGAGAAUUAGACAUUUUAUAUAAAAAUAUAGUGUGAUCUGAACUGGGUCAUCUUAACUGAAAAAACUGCGUUUUGAAAUGACUAUGUAAUAGGCUUCGACUGAGGCUUAGAAUGGUGUUCAUUGGCCUUUAUGACAAAGCCUACCAACAUGUAUCCUGUAAUUGAUUCUUGUACAUGUAAGAGCAUAAAUUAAAUGUUUUUUAAGACCAGA